This is a messenger RNA of Echinostoma caproni, 279 nucleotides long. The record is from the annotation of a GenBank genome assembly. Lineage: Eukaryota; Metazoa; Platyhelminthes; Trematoda; Plagiorchiida; Echinostomatidae.
CUGAGAUCUUUUGAAUACGGUAUUUGGGGUUGUCGUAUGUAUGUACUUCUGUCCGUCUGGGCCCCUCGAAUUAUUCCUCUUUCAUUUCCCUCUUUGAUUUUCCCCACCAUCACAGGUAUCAUGGCCGGUUCAAAUCGAUCUGGUGAUCUGGCCAAUCCGCAGAUUUCAGUGCCCCUGGGGACAAUUUUAGCCAUCUUUAUCACUUCGAUUGUCUGUAUCCUUUUCUCAAAUGGGGAUUCUCCCCUUUUUACGGAAGAGAGAGCGAACGAGAUAAAUUGA